AUGUCAGUGUACCGGGUUGCCGGUCUUCCGACGACGGUUUCGGGCGACGACGCAAAACAUAUUCUCGACGAGUUUUUCGGCUUGGACGCGGACACAAAAAUCCGGGCUCUUGGUCUGCAUCCGCAAAGGCCAUCGGUCGUUGCCAUUGUGAUGUUCUCCGCCACUCCAGAGUUCUUACACGGCAUGGGUCCUUGGAGGCUCGAUAAUGCGAUCACAUACGGUAGCCAGCUGCAGCACAUCCGACUCGAGAUCGACACAGCUUUUCUCGGUUUCACGCCACUGAACAUCGCGGGCAGCACGGAGGAAAACGGGAUCGACUGUUUCGUCGUCAGUGGUCUCAGCAGCCAUCCAUUUGGCUCUUGGAAGGAACGAGGCGGCCAAUUUAUGUGGUUGGUGGACGAUCAAGACGCAUAUCCAGCGAAUAUUCGCAUGCUUCUUUACGGCUACGACACGUCGCUUGUGGCAAGCAAGUCUUUUCAGGACAUUUCUGACAUUGGCGAGAGACUCGCCAUCUCGAUUAAGAGUAUGCGGAAGCCAGAGCGCAAUAAGUCUCAGGUUAGGCCGCGUCCUAUCGUGUUUAUUGCGCACAGUUUAGGUGGACUUAUUGUCAAGGAAGCUAUUUGUCAUAUGGCCACGAACGACAUUUUCAAUGCGAAAUGUGUAUAUGGGCUCGUUUUCUUUGGGGUUCCGCACCAUGGCCUCCUCGUCGAGCCUUGGCUCCGCAUGGUCAACAAACAGGCCAAUGCGGCACUCGUCGAGAGCCUCCAGCCUGGUUCCCGCAUCCUACAACGCCUGGACAAACAUUUUAGGCGUGCCUUUUCGUUCCCAGGUCUAAAGGUGAUUUCCGUGUACGAAACGCUACAGAGCCGGACCGUCCAGGAGAGAGCCCCAGGAGUUUGGGAUCGGUCUGGUGAGAGCCAAGUGCUCGUAAACACAACCUCUGCGGUGGGCUCGUGGCCAGACUGCGUUUUUCACACGAAAAUUCCCGUGAACCAGACCCAUGAAGACUUGCCUAAAUUUAAAGGCGCCUUCGACCAAGAUUAUCUGCUGCUGAUGGACUACCUGGGAGACAUGUGGAGCAGUGCAGCUACAUUCGUGCAAACACGAGUCAGCACUGCCUCUGAGCUAGAUAACAACACGUCGCCACAUCUCACCGAUGAGGCCAUAGGGGCAAUGAAAAGAGCUAAGCCGCCACCCAUUGGUUUGUUUACUCUAUGGCCCAAUCCAGAUACACAGGAUGUCAAGAAGUUCCAGACGGACUUUGACGUGAUCGCGAUCCAUGGCCUUUGCGGACAUGCUUUCAAUACGUGGAUGGAAGGCGACAAACUUUGGCUUCGAGAUUUUCUACCAUGGGAGAUGCCAAAGGCCAGAGUCUUGACGUUUGGCUACGAUACUGAGCAGGUGCUUAUAAGUCCGACUUCUAAUAUCCGCGGCUCUGCCGAACAGCUGCUGAAAGGCAUCCGUCGGUUACGUCAAAAACACGACGAAAAGGCAGGGCGUAAAGCCAUCUAUGUGUGCCACGGUCUGGGCGGGAUCGUGCUCAAACAAGCACUCGUCUUGGCCCACGAGGGCACAACGUUGUACGACGGGAUCAGCGAAUCGGUUGCGGGCAUCAUAUUCCUCGGCACGCCGCAUCAAGGCCCAGAGAAAACGUUUUGGUCUGAUUACCUGAAAAAAUUAGCUCACAUCUACAAGCCACCACGCAACUCGGUGGAAAGCCUCGAGAUCAAAUCUGUGGAGCUCGGAAACGCUUGUUUGCGGUUUGGCGAUUGUAUGAUGGGCUUGCAGAUAUUCAGCCUCUACGAACAAAACGUGGAGGAAUCACUAGAAUCUUUGGUGGUGGAUAAGUCCUCUGCCAUUCUUCACCUGCCUAACGAGACCCCUCUUUCCCUGAAUGCGGACCAUCGUGGCAUGUGUCGGUUUCUCACCAGCUCUAGCAGCAACUACCUGACCGUCUACAAUUGUAUCUCGGAACUCAUCGACGCGCCAUCAAGUGACGCCGGACAGACGUAUUUCGACCGUUCCGAGCGAGAGUUUAUGUCUAAACUUGGGGCAAUUGACGAAGGAAAGGUUCUCGACCUGAUACCGUCGCACUGGGGACAGUCUGCUAGAUGGUUUCUUGACGACACGGAGUUUGAGUCCUGGACAAGGCUUCGAGGGCGUCAAGUUCUCUGGCUACACGGACCUCCCGGUUCGGGUAAGACGGUGCUUAUGCGGACUGCAAUUUCGCACCUCAAGGUUCAGAGCGACAUAUCGGACAGUUCCAUCAUUCGAAAGCCACUCCAUUUUUUCUUUGACGACAAAGACUUAAGGCGAAAAACGACCUCUGCGUUUGUCAGAUCUAUUCUUAAUCAGAUCCUCCGUGACAGUCGGACUGCGUUCUUGGUCAGGUAUCUGGAAGGCCGUGACGGAAAGAAAGAUGCAGCCAAUGAGGAAAAUCUGUGGAUAUGUCUCGAGAUCAUCAUCCGUCGGUCACGAGGCAUUGUGUUCCAGCUGGUUGUCGACGCUGUAGACGAAGUGCUCCGCAGUGAUUCCGACGCAUCCAUCACCGUCAUCGACAGACUCGAGCAUCUCAUGGCUCUGGAUUCUAGCGGGCGGCUCAGAAUCAUGAUUUCUCACCGGAAGAGGCCGUCAUACGAGUUCCCAAACGCCGAUGUCGCCGUGCUUGACGCGAACAACAACUAUACACAGAACAAUGUGUGGGACUACAUUCAGGCCCACGUGCGAAAGUCUCUCGCGAGGUCCUACAUUUCUCCCGAUGUUGCAGAGACGAUUGAGCACAAGAUCAUGGAGGUUUCCAGCGGCAAUUUCCUCCAUGCCAAGCUGGCUUGGGAGCAGUUCUCCAGAGGCGUCAGCCGAUGGUCACGUGAGCUAAUUCAGGACGGCCUGUUGCGACUAGACAGAGCCUCGCACGACCUCGUCGUUGUUUACUGCCGUCUGCUGAGAGCCAUUCCCAGCUCGCAACGAAACAAGGCCAAAGCGUCGUUUGCCAUUCUCCGCGUGAGCCGACAGAGGCUCACGUCCCGGCAGCUGGCAUUCUUCGCGACCGUCUACAGCCAGAUCCUGGAUGAUCGGCCGCUUCAUCUGCGUGAGCUGGAGCUACAAAGUGCGGACUUUGAAAACUAUUUGUCCGAAUCUUGUGGCUACAUGAUCAGAAAAGCCGAGGAUGGCACUGUCGAUUUUUCACACGUGUCUGCAAAGGAUCUGCUCACAUGCAGCGUGGAUGAGCUGUCACCAGAAGACCAGGAGACCAUCGCAAGCUACUCGGUUUCGGACCCGGAUGCUCACAGCCUGCUGCAGAGACUGUGUGUGUCUGUGCUCAAAUUGGAAGACCGAGAUGACAAGUCGUGGGAUGAACUGUUGGACGCCGUAGCCAAGGCGGAGGAUGAUAUGAAGAACAUGUAUGGCUACUUCGGAACAGACGAGCGCAUACGCCGAAUGCUUUUCUACAUUGAGUCAUUCAUCCGGUCGACCGGACGAACACCUUGCUUUCUCUAUGCCGUCCAGUUCUGGGUCACACAUUACCAAGGCACAAUGCCCAGCCGUAGCAACGAUUGUCUUCUGGCUAAAUUCUUACCCACCAAAACGGCCAUCAGCUGCCACAUUCUCUGGGCGGCCAUCCAGCCGGAAAGCGCGGCCGCAUAUCUGGGCACGUACCAAGACGUGCACUCUGUGCGUGGCAGCACGUCGGCCUCUUUGGCUCUGUUUCAGAUUAUGACUCGAGGUGACUGUCCGGGAAUUGUCAAGGCCUUGCUUGCAGACGGCGCCGACAUCAACGCUUUCGGCCCUGGCCGAGACUUUAUCACGCCGUUGUCGUGGGCUAUUAUCUGCCGACGACGAGAGUCGUUUCGGCUACUCCUGCGAGACGAGAACGUCAGCAUCAACUACGGCAACUCACAGGAGCGAAAAGCCCUGCACUAUGCAGCCCGCUGCUCUGAAGACGUCUAUUUCACCCAGUCGCUGGUCGAGCAUCCCCAUGUUAACGUCAACAUUAUGGGCGGUCCUCUUGGCUCGCCGUUGCAUCAAGCAUUGCACUCACACAACAUAGCCGCAGUCCAAGUCUUUCUUGACCACCGCGAUAUUGCGAUUGACAUCAAAAACAACGAGGGUAAAACGCCGUAUUCCAUGGCAUAUGAGAACGUGAUUUGGCAGUCCAUUCUGGAAAAGAUGAUCAGUAUGGCCUCGGAAAGGGUUCUGACCGCGACGACCAGCUCUGGAACGAGCCCAUUUCUCACAGCCGGCUCUCACGGUUGGACGCGCAUCGAAGAAGCCAUCCUCAGGGCAUACCCCAAGCAGCUUCUGCAGGUCGACCCACACACUAAGAUGAACGCUCUGGCAACGUACGCGUUCUUCGGCCGCAGAGAGAAGCUGCUGUGGAUUUUGGAGAGGCUCCCGCCUGAAACAAAGCUGCGCCAUGAGGGCGAGGAGUACGACCUGCUUCACCUCUGCGCCCAUCAGAACUGGGAAGACGUGGUCCACUGGCUGCAGACAGAGUACGGCCUGCUCUCCCUCCCCCAAGACCACACCGGGAGGACGCUGCUGCACUGGGCCCUGGAGCACAACUGGGAUGCCAGCCGCCUGAGCCUGAGUGACUACAGCUCUGCAGAGCUCAAUGCCCAGGACCAUGACGGUCUGACGGCUGUACACAUUGCUGUCGCAAAUCGCAACAUGGCCGCCUUGGAGAUGCUGGUGGCGUCUGGGGCCAGCUACAUGUUGCGGGCCAAGAACGGCAUGUCGCCAGUCCAUCUGGCGGCCGAGCAGGGCUACCGAGCUGCCCUGGAGUUCUUCAUCGAGAUGCCGGAGCGCGAGUUUGGCCGGACAAACACGGGAGCCGGCCUUCUGCACCUGUUGGCCCUCUGGUUUGACGGUAUGAUAGUCAGCCGGUUUGUACGCUUUAAGCGAGCCCGGCUGGAUGUCGUCGACAAACAGCGACGCACUGCGCUGCACUAUGCCGCCAUGGUCAACAACAGCGCUGCGGCCGAGCGUCUGGUCGCCUUGGGCAAAGGCCGUGGCGGCAGCCAGUUGGAAUCACGUGACUCCAGCGGAAUGACGCCGCUGCUUGAGGCUAUUCGCAGCGGCGCCAUCGAGACAGCCGAGCAGCUCCUCCAGCUGGGCGCCAAUGCCCGCGCGGCCGACGCAUUUGGCCAGACCUGCCUCCAUCUGAGCUUCCGGUAUGGCCACGGUGGCCUUGUCGCGCGCUUCCUGGCCAUGAAGCUUGACAUCCACGGCAUCGACCGGUUCGGUAUGACGCCGCUGCACCGAGCCUGCAGCACCGGCCGAGUCGAGCAUAUCCGCGAUCUGCGCCGGCGCGGCGCCCGGUGGAAUCCUAAGAACAUCUAUGGUCGAUCGCCCAUUGACCUGGCCGUCGAGUUCGGAAACGUUGACGCUGUGGCCGCCAUGGUCCGCUGGCUGCAGAACCGAGGCGCCAGCCUGGACCAGACACAACAUCGGCUUCGCAACGCUCUCAAACUGGCGUGCGAGUUGGAGUUUAAGAACAUGGAAGACUUGCUUGUACGCGCUGGAGCAGAGAUAGACCGGCGCAAGAUCAAGGUCAAACGUCUGUACAUGUCUGGACCCACACCGGAACCAGGCCGUUGGGCACUUGUCAUUCCUCAGAUGUAG
Grosmannia clavigera kw1407 is the source of this 5622-nucleotide messenger RNA. Its product is annotated as ankyrin repeat protein. The record is from RefSeq and is a predicted model, not a curated record. Lineage: Eukaryota; Fungi; Ascomycota; Sordariomycetes; Ophiostomatales; Ophiostomataceae. The transcript is spliced from 3 exons. Gene Ontology annotation, molecular function: protein binding. The coding region runs from base 1 to 5622 and encodes 1873 amino acids.